Molecule: messenger RNA, 414 nt
Organism: Paramecium octaurelia
Lineage: Eukaryota; Ciliophora; Oligohymenophorea; Peniculida; Parameciidae
Source: the annotation of a GenBank genome assembly
AUGGAGAAAAGAAAUAUGAUUAGAUGUUACUCAUCAAUAUAUAUUUUUGAUCAACCAAUAAAUGAAAUUACUGUUGAUCAUCGGAUGCAUAUAAGCAUAGCAUAGAGAGUUAAGGUGUUGGAAUAAUAAUACUAUAAAUUUACUAGUAAAUAUUGUCUAAACCAAACCAUUUCAAUUAGAAAAGAAUUGCAGGUUAUUAAUCAUGUUUAUUCUUAGGUGUUAUUUCAAAGUACAACAUAUGCUUCUAAAAAGUGUUUCACUCUAUCAAGAGAUAACCUUUCAUGUAUUAUAGUUAUCAACCUUGAUAAACUCACCAAUCAGCUUUAAUUGUAAAAUUAUUAGUGUAAACUUCUUGCUAUAAUCUUUACUUUAUCGACUCAAUAUGAAGGCUAAAAUAAAUAUGUUCUUGGUUGA